ACCGAUCGCUAUUUAUCUAUAGGGGUGUCGGUGAAUCCAUGGUACAACACAAAGGAGAUAAUUUUUGAUCAGUGUCAAAUUUUCAAACGAUGAAGAUUUUGUUAAUUUUACUGAUUAUCUGUAUGACUUGUGUCGAUUUUAGCAUCAGCAAGAGAACAAAAGGCAAAAAUACAAGGUGUGACAAGAAAAGCGGCCCAGUUUGUGGUAUAGAUGACAAAACGUACAAAAAUGAGUGUAAAGCUGUCAAGAAGGGUAUAACAAUAGCAUGCAACAAAACGUGUCCCUGUGGACCGUGUGUGUGUACAGCGGAGUAUGCACCUGUCUGUACCAAAGGUGGGCAGACAUUCAGUAACAUGUGCGAGGCCAAGUGUGCGGGUCAAAAGGUGAAAUGUGAAAAUAAAUGUCCUUGCCCAAAGAAGAACCGAUGUGAUCGAUGUUUGAAAAAGAAACCAAAAGCAUUGUGCGGAAAGGACGGGAAAACUUACAUAAACAAAUGCAUGGCAAAGUGCAGUGGUCAGUCUAUUCAAUGUAAAGGUCAGUGUCCCUGUCCGACCUGUGACUGUUCAAAACCCAGGACGCUGUGUCAGACUGACAAGAAAAUGUUUCCCCUGACGAAAUGUCACGAUCCUUGCAGGAAACAAUGCAAAAAGAUUUGGAAGAAAAUGAAGAAGAACAAAAGACGUCGCCAUUCUAAGAGAUGUAAAUGUAAAAAGAACAGACGUCCUGUUUGUGGAUCAGAUGGCGUAACCUAUGGCAACAGUUGUAUGGCGCGGUGCAAACGGGUGAAAAUCGUCAGUCAGGGUGAAUGCCCCUGUAUAUGUCCAUUGACAUAUAUCCCUGUCUGCACUUCGAACAACAAAACGUAUGACAACGACUGCUCAGCAAAAUGUCAGAAACAGACGAUUGCUUGUGACGGUCAGUGUCCUUGCAAAGAAUUGAAACCAUGUCCUCGAAUAUUUCUACCUGUGUGUGGAGCCAAUGGACAGACUUAUGAUAAUGAAUGCCUCGCAGGCCAAGCUGGACAGACUAUGGCAUGUUUAGGAGAAUGCCCAUGUCGACGGGUACCAUUGCUUCCUUGUCCAAAAAUAUUGAUGAAAGUCUGCGGGGGUGACGGCCAGACUUAUAAUAACGAUUGCUUAGCAAAACAAGCUGGUCAAAAAGUAAUCUGCAACAGGGAAUGCCCAUGUGCUGAAGGAGGUAAUUUGAGACCAUGUCCUCGGAUUAUGUUGCCAGUCUGUGGAGAAGAUGGAAAAACUUACAACAACGACUGCCUAUUAAAACAAGCUGGCCAGAUAAGAAAAUGCAAUGGGGAAUGCCCAUGUACUGACGGAGGUAAUUUGAGACCAUGUCCUCGGAUUAUGUUGCCAGUCUGUGGAGAAGAUGGGAAAACCUACAACAACGACUGUCUAUUAAAACAAGCUGGGCAGAUAAGAAAAUGCAACGGUGAAUGCCCAUGUACUGACGGAGGCAAUUUGAGACCAUGUCCACGGAUUAUGCGGCCCGUUUGUGGAGAAGAUGGGAAAACUUACAACAACGACUGUCUAUUAAAACAAGCUGGCCAGAUGAAAAAAUGCAACGGAGAAUGCCCAUGUACAGAUGGAGGUAAUUUGAGACCAUGUCCACGGAUUAUACUGCCAGUUUGUGGAGAAGAUGGAAAAACCUACAACAACGACUGUCUAUUAAAACAAGCUGGCCAGGUAAGAAAAUGCAACGGAGAAUGCCCAUGUACUAACGGAGGUAAUUUGAGACCAUGUCCUCGGAUUAUGCUGCCAGUCUGUGGAGAAGAUGGGAAAACCUACAACAACGACUGUCUAUUAAAACAAGCUGGCCAGACAAGAAAAUGCAACGGAGAAUGUCCAUGUACAGAUGGAGGUAAUUUGAGACCAUGUCCACGGAUUAUGCGGCCAGUUUGUGGAGAAGAUGGGAAAACCUACAACAACGGUUGCCUAUUGAAACAGGCUGGCCAGACAAGAAAAUGCAACGGAGAAUGUCCAUGUACAGAUGGAGGUAAUUUGAGACCAUGUCCACGGAUUAUGCUGCCAGUUUGUGGAGAAGAUGGAAAAACCUACAACAACGACUGUCUAUUAAAGCAAGCAAAUGUGACCAUUGCAUGCAACGGAACUUGUCCAUGCAAGAAAGGCUGUGCAUGCCCAUUCAUAUUAAGACCUGUCUGUGGUAAGGAUGGAGUUACGUAUGACAACGAAUGUGGGGCAAGAUGUGCAUCACAAAGUAUAGAUUGUCAAGGGGAAUGUCCAUGUCGGAAGAGUUGCGCAUGUCCAUACAUACUUUUGCCUGUCUGUGGAAUGAAUGGUCAAACAUACGACAACGAAUGUUCAGCUAAGUGCGAUGGGACAACUAAACAAUGUGAUGGCUCGUGUCCGUGUCCGGAGAGUCCAGCGUGUAAAUGUCCACGCUUUAUCGACCCUGUGUGUGGAAACGACGGUGUAACAUACGGCAAUGAAUGCCAAGCGCGCUGUGCCAGCCAGCAGGUGGCGUGCAAAGGAGACUGUCCAUGUUCACCUACCAUUUUGGCUUAAAGCACAGCAAACAUCUAUGUCCAGCCAAAACUGUUAACAUUCAACUUGUCUGUGAAAUGAAUGUAUAAGUGUUUAUAUUUUAUAACUAUCACAAGAUCUUGAAUGUAUGCAUCUAGCGUGUUAUAAAUUAACAAUCAAAUUAUGAAAACUAUGUCAUACAUGUACAGGUACAAAAAAUGUAUAUUCUUAUUAUGUGAAUCAUAGAUGAAAUGCCAAACGCAUUUUUCUUAAUUACAAGGCGCAAGAUAAUACACGUGACCAUAACUGAUUUGUGAACAAUAUAUAGAAGAAUGAGUAUGUGGAUGUCGUGUUUAAAAGUUAAAAGAUAAAUAAUUUCUACAAUUAAGAGAGUAUUUUGAAUUUCAAUAAAACAAAUCUUACAAUCCUGGUAAAAUAUUCACUUGUUCGUGUCCUUCAUUGAAAAUUGUAUUACUGAAAGCAAAGCUCUACGAUUGUCAUUGUACAAAUAUUUUCAGGAUACUGAGAGGUUACUAAAACUAUUGCUUCUUCGCAUAAAGUUCUUUAUGAUUUAAAUGCACCGCGCAAACUCAGUACACUGUACUUUUUGUCGGAAUUUCGUAAGUUUACAUGCUACCAAUCAUCGUUUUGAAAACCGCUGUUAACAUUAGAACCAUACUGCCAACUGUGGUACUUGUAGACCACCUUCCAAAAUCAGAAGAAAUUACCGAUUUGAUAUGAAUCAUAAAUCAAUUUUCUUUAAUAUCAACAAAAUUAAUACCGUAUAGCGGGAUUUUUUCGCGGGAUUAUAAGUUUGGAAUAUUUGAGCGGUUAGAUAGCUUUCCGCCAAGUUUUCACUCGCCAAAUAUGCAACCAAGUGCAACUCCAGUAUUUGUAAGAGACACAAAGCUUCCCUAUCCACCAAAAUUUAUUCCUCUAAAAUUAUUACCAUACCUUUCAGCCAGCAAAUCGCCAAAUUUGAGACCCGCGGAAAAAAACCCGCUAUACGGUAGUACAUGUAGUAUGUACAUAACUGUGUGUUCCUUUUUCGAAAGAGUAUUAAGAAUGGGUUCUUGUCAUAAUUCAGACAAAGUAAAUGAUGUGUACAAGCGUUUAAAGUCAGCAUUUCGCAAAUUCUAUGAUCGUUAUAACGAUCUAGUUUGCCAAUACAACCUAGCAUUGGGUCAAAUGCUGUCUGACGUGUUUCAUACUGAAUGUUAGGCCGUUCGUUGCACACUGAUUUUGACUACGGAUAACUCCGUUUACCUGAUCGGGAUAUUAAACUCACGGCGGGUAUGACCGGUCGACAGGGAAUGCUUACUUCCCCUAGGCACCUGAUCUCAUCUCUGGUGUGUUCAGGGGUCCGUGUUUGCCCAACUAUCUAUUUUGUAUUGCUUGUGGGAUUUAUGGGAUUGUUCACUGUUCGUUAUCUUCACCUUUCAUGUGCUGAAUGUACGUGUAUUUCCAACAUUUAUGAGUCAAAUGCGUCAUAGAGUCAUAUUACUUUUUCUUACUUACAGUUGUAACAUUCAAUGUUUAUGGGGACUACUAGUGUAUUUUCUUACUUACAGUUGUAACAUUCAAUGUUUAUGGGGACUACUAGUAUAUUUUCAAUGAAUAAACGGCUUAAUAAGAUAU
This is a messenger RNA of Ostrea edulis (European flat oyster), 4133 nucleotides long. RefSeq names its product ovoinhibitor-like. The transcript has 20 exons. Gene Ontology annotation, molecular function: protein binding. NCBI's taxonomy places the organism in Eukaryota, Metazoa, Mollusca, Bivalvia, Ostreida, Ostreidae. Bases 90 to 2537 code for a protein of 815 amino acids. The record is from RefSeq and is a predicted model, not a curated record.